Opisthorchis viverrini is the source of this 216-nucleotide messenger RNA. RefSeq lists its product as hypothetical. The transcript has a single exon. The record is from RefSeq and is a predicted model, not a curated record. NCBI's taxonomy places the organism in Eukaryota, Metazoa, Platyhelminthes, Trematoda, Opisthorchiida, Opisthorchiidae. The annotation marks the transcript as partial.
AUGACAAAUGCAGCUCCCACCAAUCUGGCUGGCCACAUCUCCCCUAUUUUCCGAAGCAAGGCGACGGAAGUAACCGUACCAACUGCGGGAUCACGACAAACGUGGGGUGGAUCGACGUGUGCCUCGACCGAUGUUCCGCCGAAAUACGACGACCGAUUCAUCGAACGUCUGAGGGCGGGAGAAAAGGGGGGGGGGAGAAUAUUGCGGCACCACUGA